Molecule: messenger RNA, 1353 nt
Organism: Aureobasidium musti
Lineage: Eukaryota; Fungi; Ascomycota; Dothideomycetes; Dothideales; Saccotheciaceae
Source: the annotation of a GenBank genome assembly
AUGGUCGGCACUAGAAAUGUUGCCUCGUUCGGCGUCAAGAGAAGCAAGAGCAAUGGCAAUGGCCGUCCAGACCAGCCAGAUGUCGAAAGUGGUCUGAAUGGCAGAAAGAAACCGAACAUGUUCAGAUUCAGAGAUGCUGCCCGUACCGCUCUGCAUGACCAAAGAAGAGAGGACCUCAAGAAAAAGAUCUUGGACGGUGUCGAGAGUGUAGACAUUGAGAGGUUCAGAAAAUCCGAAGAUGAGCUCAAGGAGAUCAAGGACAAGAAAAACAAUCGUCUUGAUGACUGGGCUGAAGUCGAUGCUCUGGUCAAGGCAUUGGCUGAUGACGUUCUAGACAGUAUGAACCCAGACGCAGACGGUGAUGGCCAGAACGAACGCCAUGGAGGUCUGCAAGAUGCCGAUGGCGCCAUCUGGGAGUUCCUCCCCGACGAUGUCAAGGAGCACAGACAAAAGGCAGAGAAGAAGGCCAAGUGGGCUAUCAACAUAAAUGUCAUUGCCAACAUCCUGCUCCUGAUCGCUAAGCUUGCCGCUGCUUUCUACUCGUCCUCCCUCUCUCUGAUCGCCUCACUCGUCGACUCGGCUCUAGACUUGUUAUGUACUCUUAUUGUCUGGAGCACCAACAAACUCGUACAAUGGCGCCUCAAAGCACUUCGAAAGCGUUUCCCUGUCGGCCGUCGUCGUCUUGAACCCCUCGGUAUUCUCGUUUUCUCUAUCAUCAUGGUCAUCUCCUUCCUCCAGAUUCUGCAAGAGUCGGUACAAAAGCUCAUGCCUGAUGCGCCCCACAAGGCCAAGGAGUUGCCUGCUAUCGCUAUCGGCGCCAUGCUGGCCACCAUCAUUGUCAAGGGUAUCAUCGGUCUGGGAUGUGUCCGUAUCAAGACCACCCAAGUGCAAGCUCUGGCUCAAGACUGCAAGACUGACGUCGUCUUCAACACUCUCUCCCUCCUGUUCCCUUUCAUCGGCUACAAGGCAAACCUGUGGUGGCUGGACCCCGCAGGUGCCGGUGUCCUAUCACUUUUCAUUAUCUACGAUUGGGCAGGUACCUGCUUCGAAAACGUUACCAGACUUUCCGGCCAAGCAGCCGACGAGCAGCUGCAGAAGAAAUUGCUGUAUCUUUGCUACCGUUUCUCGCCUGUUGUCGAUGGCUUCAAGAGCAUCACCAGUUACCACGCCGGCGACGGUAUCUGGGUCGAGAUCGAUAUCCUCCUCAGCGACCAGGCUAAGUUGCACAGCACCCACGACAUUGCAGAGACUAUCCAGUACACCUGCGAGGGCUUGACAGAGGUCGAUCGUUGCUUUGUCACUUACACUUCUUCUGGCCCAAGUGGUCACGCUGCCGACUCGGAAAGAGUUUAA